Molecule: messenger RNA, 1062 nt
Organism: Limulus polyphemus (Atlantic horseshoe crab)
Lineage: Eukaryota; Metazoa; Arthropoda; Merostomata; Xiphosura; Limulidae
Product: putative 28S ribosomal protein S5, mitochondrial
Exons: 6
Coding region: 156-896 (246 amino acids)
Biological process (GO): translation
Cellular component (GO): ribosome
Molecular function (GO): RNA binding; structural constituent of ribosome
Source: RefSeq, a predicted model, not a curated record
GUUUCUUGUUAAUUAUAAACUGUGUUUUUUCUGAUUUAUUUUAAAUUCUUACAUUUCUGUAUUUAUUACAUGAAUGCUCAUUAUUUUGCUUUAAAAACAAAUGUACAUUUUUCACAUUAGAUACCUUUGAUGGAUUUGACACAAAAGUACUUGAGAUGAAGACUGUAUUUAACAUGAAAGCAAACUUUGGUCGAACAAGAAGAAUGAGUGCUCUGUGUGUCACAGGGAACAAAAAUGGACUAGCUGGUUUUGCUUUGGGAAAGUCUCCAGAAGGUAGGGCUGCUAUGAGAAAGGUGAGAAUUUACAUGCUAUAUAGAAAUUUUUAUUUUCCAGUAUUUCACGAUUUCUAUACUUGCUUUGGGAAAACACAAAUUUUUGUCAAGAAGAAACCAAAAGGGUUUGGCCUUGUUUGUCAUCGAGCAAUAAAAACCAUCUGUGAAAUUAUUGGUAUUAAAGACCUAUAUGCUAAAGUAGAAGGUUCAACCAACAUUAACAACUUGACAAAGGCUUUCUUUCUAGGACUUCAGAAUCAGAAAACUCACCAGCAGUUAGCACAAGAAAAGGGUUUGCAUGUUGUUGAGUAUCGAGAAGAGAGAGAUAAUUUCCCUCAAGUGAUUGCUUCACCAUCAAAAUGCCGAACAAUGAAAGAAAUCAAUCCACAGGAAGUCAUUGAUUACAAUGAGCACAUCAAUGAAGGCAAAGUGGAGUUAAUAAAGACCAAGAGACGUCCAUUUUAUGAAUAUCUUGAUUCAUGGGAGUACCGAGUUAAGAAAAUCGAAAGGUUCCGAAACCAUGAGAAUGUUCACGUUAAUCUGUUGGUAGAACACGGAAAACUCACUAGUUUUCUUAACAUCGAGGAACAGCAAAAAGUAGUGAAUACAGAAAGUAAUGAAUAGCCCUAUAAGUUCAGAGAAAAACUUUUAAUGUGUACAGAUAUGAAUGUUCAAGGGGUAUGUCAUCACUAUGAAAUAGUUUUAGUAGUACUUGUAGUUGGUUUUCUAAUAAGUUGUACAAAGAAAAUAAAGGCAUAGUUAGAGUGAUGGUUAACAGUUAACAGAAAAA